Triplophysa rosa is the source of this 4492-nucleotide messenger RNA. RefSeq names its product alpha-2B adrenergic receptor. Gene Ontology annotation, cellular component: membrane. Gene Ontology annotation, biological process: adenylate cyclase-activating adrenergic receptor signaling pathway. The record is from RefSeq and is a predicted model, not a curated record. The coding region runs from base 989 to 2356 and encodes 455 amino acids. Gene Ontology annotation, molecular function: adrenergic receptor activity. Lineage: Eukaryota; Metazoa; Chordata; Actinopteri; Cypriniformes; Nemacheilidae. The transcript has a single exon.
ACGGAGGAGGGACACGGAGAGAUGCGCUGAUUUAGAUCAGAUUCAGUUCAUUCUCGACUGAUGCGCCGAGUUGCGAGAUCGCAGAGGACAAGACAAUUACAUUUAGUCAUUUAGCAGACGAUUUAUCCAAAGCGACUUACAAAUGAGGUAAACAAUAGAAGCAAUUGGAACAACAAAAAAGAAGACCGUACAACCGUAUGGACAUUACAUAGAUGUAUAAUCGUGAAAAUUAGUUUUUUUUUUCUAUCGUUGUAAAUUAAGUAGAUUUUCAAGUUCCAGAAAACUGGACCUAUCUUUAAGAAAGUUAAUCUUCGUGGAGCUUCAUGCACAUAUGUCUUUGUCUUGGUGUUUGAUGAAAUAAGUGUAGUUUUGGUUAUAAGUGGAGCGCUUCUGGAGAUGGCAAAGCUUUUUACGCAUUUUGGAGAGCGCAUCUGGGAGGCGAUCGGACACAAAUCGCAUUGAACUCUGUUUUGAAACAGUUUAACGUAGACUUCAAGUUGUCAGCAUUUUAUUUUUGUAUUGUAGCAUUGAAUUUAGUUGCUUAUUUGGACGCUUCUGCGCCCAGUGGGCAUCUCAUUAAGACUGGAGAUGAGAUUACGCGCUUUUUUAACUGACUUACUGUAAGUAAAAACGGGUUGUUCUCAUUACGUAAUAUUUUAAGGAAGCAUUUCUUAAUUAAAGCGGCGACUUCCGAACUACAAAACCAGUAUAACACGUAUAGAAAUAGUUUUUUUGGAAACUGUCUAUUUUUAUCGGACUUUGGACAUACUGAUUGGACUUCUGGUAAGGUGCUCUUGUGUUGUUGUUUUUUCUUGUGAAGGAGAGCACUUGGAGAAUGCCAUUCUGUGCCAUAAAGAGCCUUUUUACUCAUUACAGUGUUGGUGGUUUUCUGAAAGGAGGAAUGUUUUUGGAAGGAUUAAGCUAGCUGACAUUGAGUUAUAAGCCUGCAUCUGCCUUACACAAGUUAAGCCUGAAACCUGGACUGAAAAUGACUGCAUUUCCUGACGUUUCGUCUCGGUCAGAGACCGGCAUUGAAAUACGCAACCAGAGCUAUCCUCCGUAUUCCCCUGAAGCCACCGCUGCGUUUGCCACAGCCAUGAUGCUCGUAAUGCUCUUUACCAUCUUUGGAAACAUUCUGGUAAUCAUCGCCGUUCUGACGUGCCGUUCUCUGCGAGGGCCGCAGAAUCUUUUCCUGGUCUCACUGGCCGCAGCAGACAUCCUGGUGGCCACAUUAAUCAUCCCAUUUAACCUAGCCAAAGAACUCAUGGACUACUGGUACUUCACAUCGGUUUGGUGCGACAUCAUCUUGGCGCUCGAUGUGCUCUUCUGCACCUCCUCCAUCAUACACCUGUGUGCCAUCAGCCUGGACCGAUACCUUUCUGUCUCACGGCCGAUGCAGUACGGCACCCAGCGCACUCCUCGCAAGAUCAAAGCGGCCAUUCUGGUGGUGUGGCUCAUCUCUGCUGUCAUCUCAUUCCCCCCUCUUAUCUCCAUGAACAAAACCCAGGAGCCCGAGGGAGGGGUUGGCCCACAAUGUGAACUGAAUAAUGAGCCGUGGUACAUCCUCUACUCCUCUAUCGGGUCCUUCUUCGCUCCCUGCCUCAUCAUGAUCCUGGUGUACGUUCGCAUCUACCAGAUCGCCAAGAAGCACACGCGAUGUCCUCCAGGAGAGCCCAGGAAGGAUGGAGCGGGUGCCAUCCCACAGGCAGCAGUCCAAAGAGGCUCACUAGACAACGGCAAAGCACAAGGAGGUGUCAAUCAUGUGAAUGCCUCGUCCUCCAGCCAGCCUGCUCUCAAAACCGAAACGGCUACGUACCAGCCGCAUCUACCCGCCGUCGAAACCCAGCAGCAGAUGAAACCCCCGAAGAAGAAAGGGGGAAACAACAACGAGGACAGUUCAAGCUCUGGCUCAGACGGAGAGGUUGCCAACGGGACGACCUCCAAUGUAAGGGCGCUGGAACCCGGCCACCAAACCUCACCCACCCAGACGUACAGGAACGUAAUCGCUACAUCAAAGGGCAGCCAGCUGGCCUCGCCAAACAUCCCGCAGACACCAGCCGGGACGCCAAACACCAGGAAAAAAGCCAUGAUCAUUCGAGAGAAGCGCUUCACCUUUGUUCUGGCGGUUGUUAUUGGAGUUUUCGUCAUCUGCUGGUUUCCAUUCUUUUUCACCUACAGCUUGACAGCUGUUUGUCCGGAGGCCUGUAAAGUGCCCAAACCCCUGUUUAAAUUCUUCUUCUGGAUUGGCUACUGCAACAGCGCCCUGAAUCCGCUCAUCUACACCGUCUUUAACAGGGACUUUCGGAAAGCAUUCGAAAAGAUUUUGUGCAAAAAGUGUAAAGGUUGUUUUUUUUAAGAAAUCGACAUUUCUGUAUAGAGCAGUGAUUCUUCUGAAAGUGAAAAAAAAUUGUCAUAAAGAAAUGAAAGGCCCACUAUCAUUUCUUACGAUGUGAAAUAUGUAUGAUAUUCAAGCAUCCCCACUACCCCAUAUAAUUAUCAUUACUGUCUCGUGUCCAGAUAUCCAAAAUCACAACAAAUGUUGUAGUGGUAUUAAGUCUAAAUAACAAUAAGAAAUUGGAUUUUUGAAAACUCUGAUUUUGGGGUGAAAUACUGUAAAGCCUGGUCAUGGUGCGGACAGAGUUCAGAACAUUCACAGUUAGUGUACAGAUUUGAUGAUUCUUUUACUUUUCUGGACUGUUCUCAUCUUUUUGAGAUUCUUUCAAAGUUUCUUAACUGAUCACUUUCUUUUUGCAUCAUAUCAAAGAAGCUCAAAAGUCUCUCUGGAUAUUAGUGUUGCACUUUCAAACACAAAGCGGCUCUUUUUUCUUUCUUGGGACAUACCUUUGGCUGUGGUGCACUGCGAGAUCACAGAGCGGCAUGUCAGAAGAUUUCAGAGAGCUUCUCUUCAUCUCUGGGGGAGAGCCGGGAGCUCGGAUAGGACGUGUCUAGAGCAGGAUAAAUGUAUAGGUCUAAAAUACAGUUUGAACAUUCUCUGCUUGGAUUAAAAGCAUGGCCUGAUCUCUGGCUGGUUUAGUUGUUUUUCUGCUUGCAGAUAUCAGUAAUGAGCGACAUGGAUUUCCUGAAAUCCAGACAGGAGAGAAGUCUGCUUAGUCUCUUAUGGCUUAAUUUGACUGGUUCUGAUCGAGACAAAUGGACUUUGGGUUUGGAGCGUGACUCUCUCCCGACUGUCAGAACCCCUCGUGGUGUAGAAAGAAGAGAGGGCAAUUAUGUAAAUGAAUUAUGCACUGAUUAAUGCCUCUUGAUUCAAUUUUAUUACUUUAUUGCUGUUGCAAGAAUGCUUGUGUGCUUUGAGUUCAAUUCUAAAUGGUGUGUGUGUGCGUGUGUGCGUGCGUGCGUGCGUGCGUGAUAGAGAUAGAGAUCAGAUAAUUGGCACUAGGCAUGUACCAGCAUGUCUUUAUCUAUAAAACUGCAUUUUUAAAAAAAAAAUCCAUUUGGUGUCCUACUAAAAUGAAUUGUUGUCAUAUGCCAAAUGUGUUUGUGCAAAUAAAUUUACUUUAAGUCAUUGAAUAAUUUUCAUUUAAACUACUCUAGUGAGUACUAUAAAUGUGAAAAUGGUUUAUGGUAAUGUCUUAAUUCAGAUUAUUUUGAAAUGUUUAUUAUGUCAAUUGUGUUGCCCUGGAUUAUACUGUGAUUGCAGUUCAUGUUAUGAUGACCCAAAAUGUAUACAUAAUUUUAUCUAACUGUAACUUAAUAUUUUCACUUUUACUGUAUUUUUAGUUAAAGGAACCGUUCACCCAAAAACGAAAAUUCUGUCUUUAUUUACUCUGGAGUUCUGAUGAACACAGAGAAAGAUAUUUGGAAGAAUGCUUGUAAGCAUUGACUAGUAGGAAAAUUGCUUUAUACAUUUAUUUGUUCUGUUGAACACAAAAGAAGAUAUUUUGAAGAAUGUAGGAAAGCAAACAGUUCUGGGGCACUUUUGACUGCCAUUGUCAUUUUUUCUACUAUGGUAGACAACGGCGCCAAAGUAUACUGUUUGGUUACACGCAUUCUUAUAAAUAUCUUUUUCUGUGUUCAUCAGAACAAAGAAAUUGAUAAAGAUUUGGAACAACUCGAGGGUGAGUAAAUGAUGACAGAAUUGAGAUUUUUGGCUCUGGCAGCUGAGGUUAACUUAAAAAAAGAGAUUUUGUAACCUUAUAUCUGUGCUGAGCUGCUUGAGUCCUCUUGUCUGAAAAGUUUUGUGUUGAUAAUACAUGAUUAAAUAUGGUUCGAUAUAUUUCGCUUAUCAGAAUCACCACUACUAUAAUUGGUAAGCUUAUCUUGUAGCUUCUCGGCAAGAUUUUGUGUAUUCAGUUGACGUUCCUUCAUGCAAUUUAUUACCAUUUGCGCCGAUCUUCUCCCAACACGAGGUCAAAUAAACAUUCUCUUAAUUCCGGAUGCUUUGAUUUCGUUUCAUUACAUCUGCCGGCAAAAUCUGUUGUUGGCAGCUGUUCAUAUUUUCAUGCGUGGAGUUGCAUUUUAAUUUCGCGAAACG